AUGAAGAUGUCAACAACAGGGCCUGACGAUAACGAUGAGGAACAGGAUGAGAAAGAAACGUACUAUAAUCGAAUGCCUAACGAUAGUAAUCGUUCUUCGAGAUCACAUAAGGAAUCGACAGAGGAACGUAGGCCCUCACCCACACCAUCGCCUUCAAAUGUACGCGAGUGGAACUGUCGAUAUUGUGGGUAUCUGAACGGAGAUGAACAUGUCGAAUGCGAGACAUGUCACGCUGGUAAACGACCUCCUCAGUAUCACGAAAAUGCUGGAAAAAGUUAUUUCCAACUACACUCCUCUCCACUAUCACCGCCGCAUGAAGAAGACACAUAUCGUCGAUCACCUUCACGAAGUCCAUCGCCAAUUCGUCCGCAUUACUCAGCACAUGAUCAAUCUCCCCGUCAUUCUCCUACGCUAACUAGAUCCCGUCGCGAUUCAUCGCAUUUACCUUCAACUGAAGAUGAUAAUCAUUAUGGUCAGUCAUCAAAGGUAGUCGAACAAAAACAACAUCAAACAAAAAAACUACACGGAACUUCUGCCACUCGAAACCGUAACAAAUCUCGUUCACGCUCGCCUUCUCCACCGGAAAGCUAUCACAAACCAUCUUGCGAUGACACUGAUCACGUGCACGGUUCUUAUCGAUCAUCACGAUCCUCUAUCGAACAAAAGCAAUCAGCCACAGGCAAAGAUCAAGCACGUGAUUACUCCAAACUAUCGACUGUUUCACCACCUCUUUCAUCAAAAACUUCAGAACCAAAUGAUGCCAUAGUUGCAUACAUACCCGAUUUACCGCCAGAAAUCGACGACAAUCACAAACUGGAGGAUAUGAUUCGUCAAUGUUUAAAACGCAAGCAUAAACAAGAAGUGAUCAAUAUAAAAUGCAAUACACAAUUAGGUCUCGGCAUAGUUUAUCUGCAAAAUAACCAAGAAAAAGAUCAUUUAAUUAAUGUACUGAAAUCAAUUAUACUGGAUUCAGAAGAUGAUACCAUAAUUAAAUUUGUAUCGGAUCUUGAUCUUAUUUCUUAUGUUGUUAUUGAAUCGACUAAUGAUAAAAAUCUUCCAUCUCCCGAAGAUGUGGCUCAACGAUGGGUAAAAUUGUACAAAGUUAGUCGUCCACUCAUAUGUGAACCACUUUCCGUUCAAUUUCCGAAUAUAUUUCGAAUGGUCUCGGAUUCCUUGGAUGAACUUAUCAAAGCAAUGACAGUAAAAGAAUUUUCGAUUAGUGGUCAAAUUGCAACGGUCUAUUUUCGAGCUGAUUGUUGUUUUUUCGAAGAUUUAGCUCGCAAUACGAAUGCAGAUCGACUACGACAUGCUAUUACUAAUCAACUUUCUCAAAAGAAUAUCUCCAAAGCGUCACUUUACAUUCAAUAUAACAAAGAGGCAGCCAACGCUGUUAUAUUAACAUCCGGUAGGGCUCGAAAGUGGGCCUUAUUCGAUUCUAUCGAUUUGGAUGGACGAAUAAUUAUAAAGAAAAACAGACUUGCCUGUCGUCUUGUGGUGCGCCCUGUACCGAAAGAUUUUCCCGUUUCUCUCAUUCAAAAUCACAAGGUUUUUGAUGGUACUGUGGUCAAGGCCAUACCUAAGGACGAUCGUCUCAUUCUCGAACUUUCGAAUAAAAGCGUGUAUGAAAAGUGUGUUGAUCAAGGCGCGUUACGUGUUCGCGAUCAAGCUAUGUACAUGGAGGUCUAUACAUUUUCCAGCAAUCCUGAAGAUAGUGAAAUCGAUGCCGAAAAUUGGUACGAAAUGGAGAUGUGUGAUCACAAACCGAAUAUUAUGCCGUUUAUUUCCAAUCCACAACAUCCGAUCUUUCGAUUCAAAUGGAAUCCUCAGGCAUUUAUAGAACAAUUUGGACGCUGUGCUACGAUUGAUCGUGAAAACAUUAAAACUGAGCGCGACCGCCGUAUGACAGACACCAACCAAACACGGCAUUUGUUGCGAAUGACAGUAAUGUUGAAUACCAUCGGUGUAGUGUGGAAAGGAAGUUAUCGCUCGGCUGAACAUGAAUUAAAGCUGAAACAGGAUCGACUAAAAACAAUUGUAUACGAUCAUCGUUCAAAGUUAGAGCGUGGUGUAACGCGAUCAUUAUCGGCAGCGACCACCUUUCCAUACGCCUCCACUUUGAUCGAAGUAGUCAACGAAGAUUGUCUAUAUGUUUAUCAGCAAUUAGUCGCCCAGAAACGUCGACCUGUGCUUCUUAAUAUGGCAAAUGCCGACUCGGCAGGCGGCGGUUAUCGUCGAGGUGAUGGAGCUCAAGAAGAGACUCUUUUUCGGCGUUCAGAUUACUUCCGAAGUCUUGACAUGGGUCUAGACGGCGGGAAACCAACUAAUCGUUUUUUUUGUAAUUCGAACUGUGAAUUAGAUCCAUUGUCUGAACGACAAAGAAUGUAUCCGAUGGACGAAUUUGGAGCAAUCUAUACAUCGGGACUGACCGUCUUUCGUCAGGAUGAAGAUACUGGCUAUGCCUUCAUGAGUGAACCGUUAUUUGAUGUUUGUGCUAUUGCAAUGGCUGCCUAUAGAGAUCCAAAAGUCGAAAAUAAUCAUCUGAUCUCGAAAUUUUCUAUUGGUAUGCGCAAGAAAAUUGAGAAUAUCUUUGCCAUUGCUUAUCAUCACAAACAUGAUUGUCUCGUUCUAUCUGCUUUGGGCUGUGGUGCUUUCAAAAAUCCUCCUAAACACAUUGCAGCCAUUUUCAAAUCGGUUGCCGAACAAUAUGCCGGAUUUUUCAAGAGCAUCUAUUUUGCUAUUGUUGACGAUCACAAUACUGGUCUGCAAUUUAAUCCACAAGGAAACUAUCGUCCAUUUAAACAAUUACUCGAUGGUAAUGAAUUAAAACCAAAAGAACACAAAAUGCAAGAUAUGAUGAUUGGACCUUGGAAAAUUUUGAAUAUGCCAAGUCAUCAACAGGCUACUUUGAGUGAUGUAAGAAUUUCUUAUCUAACACCAUGUUAUCACGGAGGAAAAUGUAAUGAUCUACAAAAUGCGCAACAUUGUCGUGAAUAUUCACAUCCAUCACUUUGCCCAUCAACAGGCAGUGCAACACCCUGCAAAUUGUUGAACGAUGAAGAUCAUAUGCUCUGGUUUAUUCAUCGAACGACAUGUCCGUAUGGUGGUGAAUGUAGAUUAUUGCUGGAGGAUGCAACACAUUCAAAUGGAUUUGAACAUCCACAAUUUUGUCGCGAAGGUGGUCGAUGUGAUAAUCUGAACCCGGAGCAUUUGAAAGCUUUCCGACAUGUUCCUCUAUGCAAGCACGGUGUGUUGUGCCUUGAUUUCAAUAAAGGAACGAACAGUCAUUGUCGAGAGUAUCGCCAUUGCAAACCGGUAUGUCGUCACGCUCAUUUUUGUGUUCGUUUUCAUGAUCAAAAACACACUACUGAAGAAAGUCAUCCAUUUCCACCACCUUGUCCGUUUACUCCAUUUCAUUGUCGACAACAUGCUUUGUUAUCGGAAUCAACCAAUAUUCGAGCACUUCCGGCUGAUGUUCAAAAUCAUUGUCUUCGAUUUUCACAUAUAUGUCGAUUCGGUCGUCAGUGCCAUGAGCCAUUCGAGUUACAUUGGGAAAGAACGAUUCACAUCGCACGUAACAUUUGUCCCUAUGGAGAUAAAUGCACGAAAAUCACUCAAGAAGAUCAUUUAAACUCGUUUGCUCAUCCAAACAUCGCAGAUAUUCGUCAUUUGUGCGUCCGAGCGGCUUAUGAGUGUCGAGAUCGCCGAAAGCCUGAUCACAUAGUACGUUGUCGACACGGUGGCAACUACGAUCGUAGUGGUGUCAUUCGUUACUUUGGACUGAAUACAGAGCCAAAUUUUGUGGAAAAUCAAAAGAAUAUUAUAGCAGCAAUCGAGGAAUAUGCUAAAAAGCCAUUGUCCAUUUCACCAGAAAUUCCUAAAUGGAUUCGAGGAUUACAACCUGUUCAUCGAUGUGGAAAAUUAAUUUUUGAAUCCAUACUCGUUCACGGUCAUGUAAUGUCACGUGAACAUAUGGAACAUUUGAAGAAACCUCAUUUUGUCGCUCAAGCUGUUCAGCAACAUAAACGUGUUCGAUCAAUUUUCGAUCGUCACAAGACUCAAACGAUCGAAGAUCAGGCAAAAGAAUAUAUCAAAGCAAUUGUUGCUGUUGAAUACGACAAGAAAGUCAUUCAACCUUCAUUGGUAACAACUGGAACAGCGUCAUCGGUCGCUCAAGACGAAUAUAACUCAACUAUUCGUAUGAAAGAAAAAAUUCUAAGCACUAUCCUAAGUCCAGAAGAAGUCGACGUUAUUCGUCGAUGUGCCAUGGAAAUUGCUGAAGCUUCAUUGAAACUUCACGCUAAUCCAGCAGGAAUUGGAUAUCUACCAGACAAAGCAUUGGGCACCGACAGACAUGUUUUUAGUAUUCUUGGUCCAAAUCUUGGUCAUUAUUAUGGAGAUAUUUUUCUUAUCUUUAAGAGUGAAUUAAUGCAUCAUCCAGAUGCAAACUUUUCCAGUCAAGCAGCAACUGCAUUUGCAAGUGGAAAUGUUUUCAAACAUCAACCGUGGCUCAAAGAUCCGAAUACCAUCGACGGACGAGUCAAACAGUUUCAUGAAUCGAAACUGCACUGCUCGGUACCCGGAUAUGAAUACGCAGCAGCAGCAGCAAUAAUAGGUUUAACAGGAACAAAGAAAAAACUCUCAGAUGUCGAUCUGAAAGCAAUCCAAAAAUACUGGACAAGUGUUGACUCACAUCAAGUGUUCGAAGGACAUUUACCUCAAUUGAUUCCUCUUGAUUAUAUCGAAGAAGUGUACAUUCCUAAAAAUCUAUUUACAUCUCUUACACCAGCAGCUCAAGAAUCAGCUAAAAUUGUGUUUCGUGACUCAUUGCACAUCACACAUCACGAAAUCGACUUGGGUCAUGCAGACGGUGGAGGAGCGAAUCCGUCGGACAAAGUUCGUUUGAACUAUCAGAAUUAUGUGACUGAGAAGCUGAUCACCAAAUUCGAUGAACGCAUUGAACGUUCACCACACUUUCGUGGUAAUGCAAUCACAGUCGCACCGAGCCAAUUCACAGAUCAUAUCGUUUUGCCUUUGACCAUCUCACAAGCUGCCGAACAAUAUCUUUCGAAACAUAAAAAGCAUUCGUCUGAUGAUACGUAUAUUUAUUGGCAAUCGAUGUACGGUGAUAUGAUGAUCACAUUGGCAGAUGAACCGAUUGAUCCUGAUGCAAAACAGCCAAAUAUUCGAUGUCUCGUUUCUUAUAUAGCCGAGAGACCAUCCUCAACAACAAGUGAUUAUCACGAAUCGUAUUCCUACUUGAACUGUGGUGCACCAUAUCGACAUGCCAUUGUUCAAAGCUGUCGUACCUUUGCCAGUAGUUCAAAUAUCUUUCAUCGUGGCUGCAAUACGGACGAUUUUUUGAGUUAUUGUCUGCAUAUUCAACGAAAAACCGGACAAGUAACACUGUCCCAUGUCGGACCAAACAGUAUCUAUAACUGUGAAACGAUUUCAUACAAAUUUCCAAAAUCAAUUCUUAAUUUAAACAAAUUGGAUUAUAUUCAUGUGAGUGCUGGCUCGCAAAAAGUACCCAUUCGGAAUUUAGUCAUCUGCUUUGAGCCGGUGCCGGAUUUACAUCCAUCAUUCGAUAAAGAAUUUAAAAGAGGUGACGCUCCUUUUCCUGGUAUGAAGAAAUUCUCUACUGCUGAACAUACUCGAUCUGCAACCACUACGCCUCCAAGCGACGACAAAUCUUCAUCGUUCUUAUCUCAAAUAAAGAAUAAAGUCUAUGAUUUCCUUGGUGCUGGAUCUGGCCAGGAAACCACAUCAACAAAACUGGUUCGAUGUCCUAAUUCAGUCAAUUGUCUCCUUCAAGACGACAACGAACACAUUAAAAAAUAUUCUCAUCCUUGCCAAUAUGCUGAAUUGUGUCGAAAGAAAAAUGAUGAGCCUCAUCUGACACAUGAUGCUCAUGUAGGAGAUCACUGUUCAAUGAAUCAAUCGUGUAAAAGACUCGACGAUCCUAUACAUCGUGCAAAGAAUCGACACACCGGUAUGCCUGACUUUCUCAUUCCGUGUCGUGACCAACGACAAUGUCAAAACAAGUCAUACGAACAUCGAAUCAAAUUUUCACACGGUGAACAUGUAGAAAUAAUCGCUAGAACAGAAAAACACGCUACGUCUGACAAGGCAUCAUCGUCAAUUCCGACAUAUCAUCAGCAACAACAGCAGCAGGAGAGAACGACAGGCUACGGACAACAAAGUGAACGAACUUCUUGUCGACAUGGAUUGAAAUGCCACGAUAUUCAUGAUGCACAUCAUUGUUCAACGUAUUCGCAUCCAGGUCAACAAGAAUUCAGUUCUUUUAUUGACGAAAGUCAACAGCGAACACCGUGCCGUCAUGGUUUUGGCUGUCGUGAUAAACACGAUGCUCGUCACUGCUCACGGUAUUCGCAUCCGGAUGAAUAUAGGACUCAUUCUUCGCAUGUUGAUCAAGAUCAUCAGCGUAAAGCAUGUCGUCACGGUUUAGGUUGUCGUGAUAAACACGACGUUCAUCACUGCUCACAGUAUUCGCAUCCUGAUGAACAACACCAUCGAUCUGGACGGUCUGACCAUCAGCAAAAAAUACCAUGCAGACAUGGCACGCGAUGUCGAGAUACUGGUGAUUCCCGUCAUUGUUCCAAAUACUCGCAUCCUAACUAG
Didymodactylos carnosus is the source of this 6639-nucleotide messenger RNA. The record is from the annotation of a GenBank genome assembly. Lineage: Eukaryota; Metazoa; Rotifera; Eurotatoria; Philodinida; Philodinidae.